Chenopodium quinoa (quinoa) is the source of this 977-nucleotide messenger RNA. RefSeq names its product 15.4 kDa class V heat shock protein-like. The transcript is spliced from 4 exons. Gene Ontology annotation, biological process: response to hydrogen peroxide; response to heat; protein folding. The record is from RefSeq and is a predicted model, not a curated record. Bases 113 to 496 code for a protein of 127 amino acids. Lineage: Eukaryota; Viridiplantae; Streptophyta; Magnoliopsida; Caryophyllales; Amaranthaceae.
GGACACUCUCCCAAAUCCUUGUGCCUCCCUUCCUUAACAGAACCCUACUGUUAGUCUCUGCAUUUGCAUACCUUCAACCUCAAAAAAACCAAAACAAAUUAAAUAAAAAAGAAUGGAGAUCUCCCCAUUUCAUCCUUAUUCUUGGGACAUUCUAUACAAUCCAUACAUGUUCUUACCAUACUUCCAUAAGCCUGAAAACUAUGUACACUGGAGAGAAACUCCUGAUUCUCAUGUCUUCUCUGCUGAUCUUCCAGGGGUGAGGAAAGAAGACAUUAAGGUGGAACUAGAGGACUUGAAGUACCUAAUAAUUCGAACCGAGGCCGGUGAUAAUACCGUCGAUCCUCCGAGGAGAUUCAUGAAGAAGUUCCGGCUUCCAGGAAGAAUUGAUCUUGAUGGAAUAUCAGCUGGGUAUGAGGAUGGUGUUCUUACAGUAACUGUGCCUAGAAGAGCAAAUAUGUACCGGAUCUCUCAUUUUGGAAUCAGACUUUUCUCUUGAGGAUAGUGAAGACGUGCAAGAUAGUGAUUUUACUGUGGAAUGGUUUGCUAUUGAUUAUUAUAGGGGGCAGAAUCUUGUUCAACAGAUUCCUUGUAGGCGGCCAACGUGAGCCGCCAUGGCCUAGUACAUGUCUUAGUCAAGCUCUCUAUCAACUUGUACUUGUACACCACUAAUCAUUCGCGAUCAUCCAAAAAAAGCUCCACUUGCGUGGUUGAGCACGCUAAACAACUGUUAAUCACCCAAAUUGCCAAUCAAGUUGCAGCUUAAGAAACUCCCACUAGUUCUAAUCAAAGAAUUAAUUAAGUUUGCUGUCAAAAAGAAAAAGAAUAAAUUAAGUUAAAGCUGAUUAUUGUUUAUUUCUCUGUAUUGUUCCCUCUCCUUGCUGCAUUACAGGGAAGAGAUUAUGCUAAAUGUGUAUGAAUUUCGCAUUAACAAAAAUAAAAUUAUCGGCUUAUGAAACUACCAUUUAUCAAAUCAAAGA